AAAAUAAAUACUACGAAGUGCGAGUAUAUAGUGACGACGUGGGCGACUCUUCUCCGCGGUUCGAUAACGUGUGUAACGCAGACAAAACCGAAGAAAGUCCCGCGGGAAUUCCAAGCGCCGAUUUCUCUGCUGCUCUUGACGAACGGGAGGUACACCCCACCCAAAGCGCCUGGUGAGGAUAGUGUUUGGUGGUGUUUUUCAACGCGCAACAUUAAUCGUCAAGGUAACCGCCCGCCGACACCAAACGCGGCAGCCCGUCGCCACCCGUGCACCGCAAAAAGAAGGCUCUUUCUAGGUGCUUUAUUUUUGUACUACAUCAUUGCCCCACAACGCGGGAGGUGGCCACCGCCGUUGUCGUCGUCGUCGUCGUCGUCGUCGGGACAGAAGAGCAGCUCUCCUGUUUUUGUCCGUGCUCUAGUCGGCGCCGCACACGGCACGAAACGGGACAAUAUUUUGUUUUCGCGGUUGCAACGUGCGCAGUUACGGCAAGGUGUGCGCAGUUACAGAUAAGUGCAAAUCCUCCCGCCUGUCCGUCGUCGACCUCAACCGUGUGCAUUCCAGCAACAGCCAGCAUCCGCCUCGUCGUAUCUCUCGCCCCGUUCCGUGAAUUCCAAUUGCGUCAGACGUGUGACAACGUGCGUGUGUGUAUAUGACGUAGUAGGUGCGAGUGGGCUGGUAACUAGGGCACCCGUUUUCCCCGUAAAAUCACGCGUACGUUUCUCUCCGCCUCUUACGAGUAGUGGUCCGUGACUACCAACAUGAUAUCGCACCUUUCGCCCCAGACGGUACCACGGUAUUCGUAUUGCUAGCAAAGUUCAUUCAGCGAAAGGUGUACUACACUGCUCUCGCAUCAUCUCGAGCUGAGCGGAUUGUUUAGUGCGCGCGCGCCCCUCUUCUAUGUGAGUCUGAGAGAGAGCGCGAUAUAUGGGGUGGGGUGUGGUACGGUGGGUGGGUGGAUAGGGUACGAUGGGACGACACGAGUUGGAGAGCGCGUAAACGUAAACAAUCAUCGUCCGUCCGGCGACGGGUUAAUCGACGGCUCGCUUCCUCAGUUAAUAUUCUCGGUUUGAAGUGACAAAGUGUACUUUAGUGUGUUGGUGAAGAUCGUUCUAUAGUGUCCUACAGAGAGGCGCCUGAAUCUGCAAAAACGCGGGUGGGGUGCUUCAAAAUAACUUCAGCGGCCAGCAACCAGCAGAAAAUAAUCACAACAUCAACUCAACCCGCGCUUAAUAUCAUAGUCUGGCACACACAGACACACCUGCGUGCGUGCGUGCGUGCGUGCGGAUGAUUGCUUUUAAUUUAACAUCGACUAGAAGGCGGCGAGCAACGAGAGCGCAAUAGAAGAAGACAAGAAGGAAAUAUGGCAGAUCAGAACGAAAAAAUUCUUCACCGCCUGCUACAACUGGACGGCAACAACGUUUGCGCGGAUUGCGAUGCGAAGAAUCCCGAAUGGGCCUCAUACAAUAUCGGAAUAUUUCUGUGCACGCGAUGCUGUGCCGUACACAGGAGUAUGGGGGCGCACAUAUCGAAGGUGAAGCAUCUAAAGCUGGACAAAUGGGAAGACAGUCAGAUCGAGCGGAUGAUCGAUAUGGGCAACAAAAAUUCGAAGCUAAAGUAUGAGCAACGUGUACCGGCCUGCUAUCGAAGACCACGGGAAAACGACCCACAAGUCCUGAUCGAACAGUGGAUACGGGCCAAAUACGAGCGGUUGGAGUUCUGCAUGAUCGAGCGACCGAGCUACACGUCCGGACGGAUGGAAGGAUUUCUGUUGAAGCGCGGCAAGGAGGAUAGCCGCUAUCAACCGCGCAAGUUCGUCCUGUCCGGAAUUCACGAUACGCUCCGCUAUUACGUAAGGGAGACGCGCGAACCGAAAGCCACCCUGCGGAUCUCGGAGCUGAACGUGGUCUAUGCACCAGCCAAGAUCGGCAAUCCCAACUCGCUGCAGCUUACGUUUAUGCGUGAUGGCAGCACGCGGCACAUUUACGUCUACCACGACGACGCACAGGUCAUUAACAAUUGGUACAUGGCGAUACGGUGCGCCAAGCUGCAUCGUCUGCAGGUCGCCUUUCCGAGCGCUCUCGAGAGCGAUCUGGUUGACAUGCUGACACACGAUUUUGUGCGCGAAGGAUGGCUGCUGAAGACUGGCCCGAGAUCUACCGAUAGCUACAAACGGCGCUGGUUUACGCUUGAUGAUCGUAAGCUUAUGUACCACGACGAUCAGUUGGAUGCGCACCCGAAAGGGGAAAUCUUUCUCGGUAACCAGCUGGAUGGAUAUAGCGUACGAAUCGGGGCACCGAUCGGUGCCAAGGAUCAGGGCUUUAGCUUCACGUUGUUCACACCCGAACGCACCUACAACAUGUCGUCGCACAGUGAGCAGGAUCGCGACGAGUGGAUAGCUGCAAUACAGAAGGUGCUCGAAAGACCGCUAAGCCCCCAGGAUAGUUCCAUUUCUGCUCGACUCAUAAGAAAACGUGGUGGUCACCCAAAGAACAUUUUUACGAGUCGGUAAUAGUGCCUGUCCAGUGGCUGUAAUUAUCGCGGCUGCAGGACAGCAUCGAACAGAGAACACCGCCCUAUAAAGGCAGUGCAUCGGGCAGUGACAGAGCCGAUCGGGGUUUGAGCAAUAUAAUGGAAGCAAAGACUACCAUCUAACCUAUGGCGUUCCUUGAGGAACGCGCGAAGUAAUCAUUAACAUCAUCAUCAUUAUCAUCAUCAUCAUCAGCAUCAUUAGCAUUAUGAUUUUUUUAUAAUUAUUUUUUCCUACAAAGUAGUAGUCAGACUCUAUGUAUUAGUAACAUUCUCGCUGUCCUUGUCCCCCUUUAGGUUUGCACUGUGUGCCAGCAAGUGGCACAAAUUCUGUUGCACGAUGCAUACCGGGAAAGUAUGCGAAACCAACAGACACAAUAGAUUAUAAAUGCUAAGGUUUAUGCGCAAAAUAAGAGAUUAGUCAAGAUAGCUUUUAGUAUAAUAUUGUGUAAAUGGACAAACUGUAUCGGAUUAGAGAGAUUUAUUUAUUGACAAGGAAAGCCACACUUUUAUGCCACGAAUUAUGCACCGUGGUGAGGAAGGAAAAGGAGAUUGGAAAGGAAGACAUACCGUGCUCACAUUGAUUCGAAAUGUUUCAAAAAGAGGGGCACCUAGCCUAGCUAUUUAGAUAGACACAAUCUGCUCAAAACCCUCCCCUGGCACUGAUCUUUGGGACGGCAACGGAUGUUACUUUACUCAAAAACAAAAAAAAAGUUCACAAAAUCACAUGUUUCGUUCCUAAAAUGACGGGUGCAAAACGGGUCCAGGAAGGUGAGACAAGAAAAAAAACCACCUUAACCCGUAUAGUGACGCGGAAGCAGCAUAAAGAAUCAACAAUGCAAAUGUAACAAUGAAACGAAUACUGCCACUGAAGGAAGUGAUCACGUAUUCGUGUAUACCUCUUUAUGCCAGCAGAUGAGAGAUAAUUUACCAGGAACACGGCGUGUAUCCGAGUGUGAGCUUUUUAGAAUGUGUGCGUGUGUGUGUGUGUGCCGAAUGGUGUGAUGGAAGGAAACAGUA
Messenger RNA from Anopheles darlingi, 3546 nucleotides. Its product is annotated as arf-GAP with dual PH domain-containing protein 1-like. Bases 1361 to 2509 code for a protein of 382 amino acids. NCBI's taxonomy places the organism in Eukaryota, Metazoa, Arthropoda, Insecta, Diptera, Culicidae. Gene Ontology annotation, molecular function: GTPase activator activity; phosphatidylinositol bisphosphate binding. The record is from RefSeq and is a predicted model, not a curated record. The transcript has 4 exons. Gene Ontology annotation, biological process: positive regulation of GTPase activity. Gene Ontology annotation, cellular component: intracellular membrane-bounded organelle; plasma membrane.